AACAGCAAUUAACAGAGAAUACAAAAGCCUCCCAUAGAGAGUAGAGGGGUAAUAAAAAAAAAAAAGUAAAAAAAGACAAGAAUCAUCAUGAGUUUGUGCUGCAGAUGUUUAGAGAUCCUGAUCGCUAUACUUCUCCCCCCACUGGGGGUUUGCUUAAGGCACGGCUGUUGCACUCUGGAGUUUUUCAUAUGUUUGUUGCUAACAAUCUUGGGUUAUCUCCCUGGGAUCAUCUACGCUGUUUAUGUGAUUGUUUCUGUGGAUCCAGAUCAAUAUCGGAAGGAAUAUUACCAGACUCUCUAUCCCUAGAUCUAGAUCUACAGAGGAUUAUUUAGAUCGCGUGAUGUUUUUUAUUUUAUUUGAAUUAGUUCACAAUGAGAAAAUUUAUUUGUAAUAGAUUUUCUCAAAAUAUUAAAGGUUGUGGAUUGUCUAUGAUAACUGUGAAACUUGGAUUAAUAUAUUACUCUACAUUUUAAUUCU
Messenger RNA from Asparagus officinalis (garden asparagus), 477 nucleotides. Its product is annotated as hydrophobic protein OSR8-like. Lineage: Eukaryota; Viridiplantae; Streptophyta; Magnoliopsida; Asparagales; Asparagaceae. Gene Ontology annotation, cellular component: membrane. Bases 88 to 306 code for a protein of 72 amino acids. The transcript is spliced from 2 exons. The record is from RefSeq and is a predicted model, not a curated record.